AUGGAAAAGUCUAGGAAGAAAUUUAUUGAUGUGAUAGAUAAGGCAAUAGUUGCUGGUAAUACAAUGGAUCGUGAAGAACUGCUUUUUUCUUACAAGGGGAUUCUCUACCCUGUUGCUCUUUGUAGUCUUGAAGUGUUCAGAGCCAUGGAGUCCUUUGAAGCCAGAAGUGAUGAUGUCAUUUUGGCAGGAUACCCUAAAUCUGGUACAAACUGGGUAGGUCAGAUCUUAAGUGAUCUGGUGGCUACAUUUGAAAAGAAAAGUCUUGAUGAAGGAAAAAGUGGUAAUGAUGAAGAUCUAGAAGAAUUUCCGUAUCUUGAAAUUGGAGAUACUGAGAAAUAUGAGCGAAUGAAGAAGUUACGUUCUCGAAGAGUUAUAUUUACUCAUCUUGCUCCUGGCAAUCUUCCAAAGUCUAUCUUCAAAAAUAAAGCCAAGAUAUUGCUGCUGAUUCGCAAUCCGAAAGAUGUAGCUACAUCAUUUUUCCAUUUUUCCAAUGCCUUAUCUGCUAUACCCUCCUAUGAGACCUGGGACGACUUCUUCGUAGCUUUCAUGACAGAGAAAAUGCCCUGGGGAUCCUACUUCCAUUACCUUUCUGAAUGGAACAAGUAUGCUGAUGAUGAAAAUGUUAUGACAAUAACUUAUGAAGAACUAAAAGAGAAUCGAGCUCUGGGAGUGAAAAACAUUGCUUCUUUCUUUGGGAUUUCCCUGACUGGGGAAGAGCUUCAGGGUGUGGUGGAGAGGAGCAGUUUCCAGUCCAUGAAGGAGAACUCACUGAAGACCCAUGGGGCUCUGGGCAGCAUGCUCUUUCGCAAAGGUGGUGUAAGUGACUGGAAGAAUCUUUUCACUGAAGAGCAGAAUGAGAAAAUGGACAAAGAAUUUGAAGAACGUAUAGCAAGAACAAAACUAGGAACAAAGUUAAAGUAUGAAGUGUACUGCAAAGCCUGAAGAGUAAUAAAAUGUGG
Molecule: messenger RNA, 959 nt
Organism: Numida meleagris (helmeted guineafowl)
Lineage: Eukaryota; Metazoa; Chordata; Aves; Galliformes; Numididae
Product: sulfotransferase 6B1-like
Exons: 7
Coding region: 1-942 (313 amino acids)
Biological process (GO): sulfation
Cellular component (GO): cytoplasm
Molecular function (GO): sulfotransferase activity
Source: RefSeq, a predicted model, not a curated record